AUGGGAGGAGGCAUCUUGCUCUCCCUGUUCGUUCCCACUGCUGCCGGCGGCCAGAGCUUCCUGAUCAGAAAGCUUGUGAUGGCCGCAGAGGGUGGCAAGGACUGCCUCGGUGACCUCAUUGACGACCUCCUCCGGCAUCUGUUGUUCCUUCUUCAGCCCGAAGGUGCCCCGAAGACUUGUGUGCUAGACACCAGGUGGCGCGAACUAUGCAGGCGCACCACUAGCCUACACUCCGUCAGUCUCAAGCGUUGGCUGUAG
This is a messenger RNA of Triticum turgidum subsp. durum (durum wheat), 258 nucleotides long. The record is from the annotation of a GenBank genome assembly. NCBI's taxonomy places the organism in Eukaryota, Viridiplantae, Streptophyta, Magnoliopsida, Poales, Poaceae.